Pseudophryne corroboree (corroboree frog) is the source of this 762-nucleotide messenger RNA. Its product is annotated as olfactory receptor 5V1-like. Gene Ontology annotation, biological process: G protein-coupled receptor signaling pathway; detection of chemical stimulus involved in sensory perception of smell. The coding region runs from base 1 to 762 and encodes 253 amino acids. Gene Ontology annotation, molecular function: G protein-coupled receptor activity; olfactory receptor activity. The transcript has a single exon. The record is from RefSeq and is a predicted model, not a curated record. Gene Ontology annotation, cellular component: plasma membrane. Lineage: Eukaryota; Metazoa; Chordata; Amphibia; Anura; Myobatrachidae.
AUGUACUAUUUUCUUUGCAAUUUAGCCUUAAUUGAUUUGUUCUAUGCAUCAAGUUCUCUUCCAAAAAUGUUACUGGAUGUGUUUUCGAAGAGAAGGAGAAUCUCCAUCAUUGGUUGCCUGGUGCAAAUGAACUCUACUCUGUUUCUCGGAAGCACUGAGUGUAUACUACUGGCAGUGAUGGCGUAUGACAGGUACAUUGCCAUACGCUUUCCUUUGCACUAUAACAUUUACAUGAAUUGGAGGACAUGUAAUAUCAUUACAGUCAUCAUGUGGUUGGGGAGUUUCCUUGUAGCAACUAUCCCCACAAUCUCAAAGCCUUUUGUGUUCUGCAGAGAGAACAUAUUGGACCAUUUUGCCUGUGAGCUAUUGGCCCUUCUAGACCUGGCAUGUGGAGAUCUCAGCUUCUAUAAAAUAACUAUAUUUGUAGUAAGUUUAUUUACGCUAUUAACACCAUUUGUUUGCAUCGUGUUGUCCUACAUCUGUAUCCUUGUAUCCAUAUUAAACAUCCACUCAGCGGGAGGAAGGUCUAAAGCUUUUUCUACAUGUGCCUCUCACCUGACUGUGGUGCUACUGAUUUAUGGGACCAGUAUGACCAUGUACAUGGGACAAACCCAAAGGUUGUCAUCCAAAUUAAAAAAUAUUGCUUUAAUUUAUGUUCUUGUGACACCUGUAUUAAAUCCUUUGAUCUACAGCUUGAGAAACAGUGAGGUGAAAAAAGCAGUUAAGGCAAUAUUGCCAAGAAUUCUGAACCAGCGACCGUAA